AUGGAGGAGGCCAGAGCCCGCGACCGCGCGCCACUCACCGUCAUCGUGGCCCCCAGCAACGCAUCGCCCCCUCGCCUGUCGCCUGCCGACCUCCUCCCAGACGGCGAUGCCGCGUUCCACCCGCUGUCCGCCGUCAACGGACGCCUGACCCCGCCGGGGCUCGAGCCCGCGUCGUACGCGACCCUCACUCCUCUGCUCCCUUUACCGCCUAUCAGCACAGUCUCCGACAAAUUCGCGUACCAUGCUGGCGGCACGUUCACUGUCAUACAGCAGCAGCAGUCGUACGCGUCGCUAUCCCCGGCUAAUUACAAUGAGCCGUUAUCACCCCAGUCGGCUUAUAGUAGGAGGAGUGCGUCGCCGAACUCGUUUGAAAGGCGGUCGCCUACGCCGCCCCUGCCCAGCCCCGGGCUCGACCUCAACGCGGCGUUGAUGGCGCGUGAGGAGCAACAGCAACAGCAGCAACAACAACAACAGCAACAGAACGACACGGAGGAGAUAAACACAAAGGAACUGGCUCAAAGGAUAAGUGGCGAGUUGAAGCGGUACUCGAUACCCCAAGCGAUAUUCGCGCAGAGGGUGUUAUGUCGGUCACAAGGGACGCUAAGCGAUUUAUUAAGGAAUCCAAAACCCUGGUCGAAGCUCAAAUCCGGACGGGAGACGUUUAGAAGAAUGUGGAAAUGGUUGCAAGAGCCCGAAUUUCAGAGGAUGUCCGCGCUGAGGCUAGCAGCGGCCCAGAUUCCACAGAGAGGCAGCUGCAAGCGCAAGGAGGACAUGAAUUCGGAUACUCUGCCUUCCCCGAAGAAGCCACGUUUGGUUUUCACAGACCUCCAGCGGCGUACUCUACAGGCUAUUUUUAAGGAAACAAAACGACCAUCAAAAGAAAUGCAGGUGACCAUAGCGCGGCAGCUCGGUUUGGAACCGACGACCGUCGGAAACUUCUUCAUGAACGCUAGGAGGCGUUCCAUGGACAAGUGGAAAGACGACGACGCCCCCACGGAACUUGAGCAGCUGGACAGCCAAGACCUGGACCACGUGCCGAGUCUGGACUCCGCCGAGUCAGAGGAAGACCACGAUGAACACGAAGACCAUCUGUUGUGACGCCGCAUACCGCAGCAGCAUCUGCUAGUGCUAUGAAUGCUUGGAGUUGUCAGGGUCGAAUGUUCUUGUGAGUUCAGGCAGGCGCUUACGUUCUUUUGGACGGAUGCGCUAUUUGUCUUCUCGUUCUUCUUUACUACCUUAUCUGUAAAUCUUCUUUUGGUCUUAUUAUUAAUUAUUGUUCUUCUCCCGGUGUAUAUUAUCCUUUUUAUAAGGCAGUUUCUUCUGUAUAUUAUUAAGAAUGUAUUUCCGUUUAUAUUAUAUAUGUCGCAUUGAACAUAUCUUCGUAUGUUUGAAUGAGGUCACUGUUUGUGCGUGUAGCACUGAUGCAUGUUUCUGUAGUCUUACAAGAUUCAUAUUCUGAAGAAUUAUGUUGAUUUAAAUCAUUACAUUUUGCUAUCUUGACAACUUCAAGCUCUAAGUGUACAGUAAAGGUUAAACAUUAAUGUGAGGUGUAGACUUUGACUGGCAACUUAAAGAGCCAAUUUACAUCACAGUGAACAGAAGAGUAAUUGUCUCUUUUCUUUUGUUACCUCGACGGUGAGAGAGAAAGAGAUGAAAAGAGAGUCGAGUGCUCUUCAAGUUUUAUAAGUAGGUAGUAAUGUUUGAAAUAGUGAAGUAAUCAUAGAGUUUGCUCUGCAGUUCAUUGUUUUGUAAAUUAGCUUUUAAAUGACACUGAUCUCUCAAUAUCUAACGUUUCUAGUCAAACGUAAUCAAUUAGUUAUAAUAAUUUAUAUUUAGAAUGACAAUGUUUUGGUUAAUUUAGUGUAUAGUAUAUCGUUUGGGCACAUUUUAUAUUAUUUCCUUUAACGUAUCUGUAGGUUUUCUUCAUAGAUAUCUACUUGUUUUAUCUGGAAAACUUUGUAAGCUGGUUGGAAAAGUUUUCAUCUUUAAAAGCAAAAUUGCUAUUUGAUAUUUGAGCACUUAAGAGUAAGUCCAUUUUGUUGAGCAAAAAGUCAAAUAGCAAUAUGGCUUUUUAGAUGAAAUACUCGAUCUGGCCUUUUCAUAUCCCCUGGAAAUCAUUUACUUAUAAGUUUUUAUCCUGAGUGACUAUUGAGUUCAUUUACAAAACAGCCAAUUGCGUUUUCUGUUCCAUGUGCUCAGACGAUUACUAAUUUUAAUAGUUGUAAUAGUAAACGCAAUAAUAAUUCAAGCUGUCAUUAUGCGAAAGUGACAUUUCAAUUAGUCAAAAUAUCCGAUUAAAUCGGAUAAUCUUAGGCAAAGAGCGUUCUCUUACAUUAUCAAAGAACUGUGUAGGUUAUUUAUUAUAUUUUAUAAUACAAGACUUAUUUUUUAAAAGCAUUCCAUAUUUUGUUGUAUAGCUUAAACUGUUUGGAGUAAAUAAGUCGUGGUUUGAGAACGUUUCUCGGGUAACUUUUGAAUUUUGGUAUUCAAAAUUUUGAACAGCAAAAUUGUUUCUGUUUUUUGACGACAAAAUGUCGCAGUUAAGAAGUUGUUUUUCUGAUCUGUAUAUUUUGUCUUUGUGUGUAUAAUUGGAAUGCACUAUAUAAUAAAUAAAUGGGAGUUACAUCAAAUGCAUGUAAACAAGAACAGCUUGCUGUAAGCCAGUUUCCAUUAAAUUUACAUUUUUUAGCAAGUACAGUCAUACAAUAGAUCACCAUGUUACAUUUUGUACCAUUUGCAAAUAUAAUAACCAAUAAAAUAAAAUUAUCCAGCGUUACUCGACGGGCUGUACACUUGUUAUUGUGUAUAUAUAUACACACACACACACAUCUUUUGUAAAAAUAUAAAAAGACGCAUAAUGCAUCGACUUACUUUGCACAUAAAAUAAUGACGAUUAUUACUUUAAUACAGAUAAUAGUAAAAUUUAGUUACGCCUCUAGUCAAGCGAUCUCCUACCAACAUUCCAAAACUUAGAAAAAGUAAACUUGAAAUGAAAGCAAAUUUGAGCGUGAUAUUACUUAAAAUAAUAACUAGGAUAAACAUAUUUAUUUAAGAACAGCUUCGGUAAAUAUAAGAAAGGAAUCUAGUCCGCGAUGUGCAAAUGUAGUUAUUAAAAAAAUAACUAACACAAUAAAUACAAUUAUUCUAAAACUUAGGCUACGUUUUUACUCUGGCAUCCAUAUUGAAUUUUCGUAGUAAAAACGUGGCUUUAAAAUUUUCUGAAGUAAAAAAAAAACUUUUUGAUAGACUGUAUGUGAAAAGCAAAAUGUUGAAAGGACGCAAAGUACUUAAGUUAUUAAAUAAGGAUACAUUAUUUACCUUCAUUUAUUCUUAAGCUAUUUAUUUUUGUAUUUUUUGCUAGUCUUUUGUGUUCACCAAAGAAUUUUGUGCAAUUUCUUUUCAUGUUAGUUAAGCGUUACUGCAAAUAGUAACAAAUAUAUAUUCUAACUUUGUUUCUAAUUCCAUAAAUAAUAUAAAACUAACAGAAUAGGGUCUGAAAUAACAUGUAGAGUCAAGAUUUAUUUUGUCAAAUAGCGCAGUUCUUAAUUUCUAUAUGAAAACAUAAAUUUUGCGCACAAAAAAUGUUAUUUAGACCUGUGUGCAUGAAUGUUUAAAACCUAGACAAUUCAAUUAUAUUAGCUGUAGCAUUUUGUUGAUGACUGUACAGAGUACUUGGCGAUUUAUUAAAACCUUUUAAGCGAAAUUGAACUGUAUCAAUGUUGAAAAUGUUGUUAUAAAUCGCAGAGAGAUGAGACACACUGUUAAUGCUUUACUUUACUGCUACAGGAAAAUAUUCUUCAAUACAACUCUCUAUGAUCUAGUUGUACUCGAGACUUUGACAUGAUUUAAUAUUGUUUUACUAGAGAAACUUAAAGCUCUCACUUGGUGAUAAGGCGACAUCUCUGUAUGUAACUCUGGCAAUGUUUUUUUUUAAAUUGCAUUACUAUUCUUAUCAAGCAUAGUAAAGUUGAUCCCACUAGUCGGCAAAGGCCUUGACAAUUUUCGACUUUUCGCGAUUUCCGACUAAUUCCUCUAUCUUUUACGGGAUCUGUCUCGAUUUUUGCGUCCACGGACUACUUAACAGUGUGUCUAAAACUCACAAACACUGUGUACCUGUACAUUAGCAACUUCACUAGACAAAUCUUAUAAGCUGUAAGACAUUCCCGACAGUUUACGGACAGAAAUAAAUAUUUUUGUGUAUGUAU
Molecule: messenger RNA, 4205 nt
Organism: Pectinophora gossypiella (pink bollworm)
Lineage: Eukaryota; Metazoa; Arthropoda; Insecta; Lepidoptera; Gelechiidae
Gene: onecut
Product: hepatocyte nuclear factor 6-like
Exons: 4
Coding region: 1-1098 (365 amino acids)
Biological process (GO): regulation of transcription by RNA polymerase II
Cellular component (GO): nucleus
Molecular function (GO): RNA polymerase II cis-regulatory region sequence-specific DNA binding; DNA-binding transcription factor activity, RNA polymerase II-specific
Source: RefSeq, a predicted model, not a curated record